AAAGCCCUUGCCUUUGUGCCAUCAUCAGCGCCUGUUGACCUGCUUCAUCACCCAGCUCCUCCGACGCCCCGAUGCACGCCUACAAGACCACCAGCCCGCGCCUGGCCGAAAACGAGAAGGUCUGCGUCUGUGUCGUCGACCCCUACUCCACCGGCGCCCACGUGUCAGCCGAGGCGUACUACCGCGGCUUCAAGGUUCUGGCCGUUUGGACGGACGAGUGCGGCGAGCUUGAAUCGCACAUUCCGCACGAGGUCGCGGCCAUCGAUGACCUGUAUUUCGCGCAGAUCCGCUACCCCUCGGCGGAAAUCAGCACGCUCGCCGCGCUCGGCAAGGCCAUCUCCGACGCCGCCACCGCCGCGGACGCCAAGUUUGAGCACAUCAUCGCCGGCGGCGAGUCGGGCGUCAAGGUGACGGAGAACCUGUCGGAGCUGCUCGGGCUGCGCGGCAACUCCACCUCGGGCGGCUUCGAGAACCGGCGCGACAAGAAGUUCCAGCAGGAGAAGGUCAAGGAGGCGGGCCUGCGCAGCGUGCGCCAGCUGCAAGGCACCGCUUGGAAUUCAGAGGUGGCGGCCUUCUGCGAGCAGGAGGUGCCCCUCAUCAUCAAGCCGGUCGAGUCGUGCGGCUCGGACGGCGUCAAGCUGUGCAAGACGAUGGGCGAGGCGGAGGCGCACUUCAACCUCCUCAUGACCGGACAGCGCAAGCUGGGCGCGCAGGGCGCCGCCGUCCUCUGCCAGGAGUUUCUUCAGGGCAAGGAGUACGUCGUCGACUGCGUCACCCGCGACGGCGUGCACAAGACCACGUUUGUGUGGGUCUACGACAAGCGCGAGGCGAACGGCGGCGGCUUCGUCUACUUUGGCAUGAUCCCGGUGCCGUCCGACGACCCGGUUGCAAAGGUGCUCAUCGAUUACACGGUCGGCUGCAUCGACGCGCUCGCCAUCGCCAACGGCGCGACGCACAACGAGAUCAUGAUGACCAAGGACGGGCCCUGCCUCGUCGAGGUCAACUGCCGCGUGCACGGCCACAGCGGCUCGUGGCUGCCGCUCACCGACCGCUGCACGGGCGGCAUCACCCAGGUGCGCUCGAACCUCGACAUCUUUGUAGACGGCGCCGCCUUCGACGCCCUCCCGGCCGUGCCUCGCCCGUUCGUGGCGUCAGGCACCAUCGUGAUGCUCGUCUCGUACCAGGAGGGCGAGGAGGUGCAGGCGACGCCUGGCUUCGAGACCAUCAAGACGCUGCCCUCCUUCACGACCAUCACCGAGAGCGUUGUGGUGGGCAUGCCCCUCAAGCUGACCGUCGACCUCUUCGACUGCCCCGGCGUGGUGGUGCUGGUGCACGACGAUGCGACCGUGAUCGACGCCGACCUCGCGACCAUCCGCAAGCUCGAGGAGGAGUGCAAGCUCUUCGAGGUGGCGCCCCGCAAGAGCAAGGCCUGCAAGGUGACGGAGUGAUCUCUAGAGAGAGUGCUCGAGGUGGAAGCGCGCCAGCCAGCCACAGAGUAGUGCUUGCGAAGUUGCGAUGAGACUCAGAGGACUGGGCGGCGUGCGUGUAUCAUUACGUUUUUUGGGAUUUUGAUGUACUGUGAUGCGUGAGUUUCCCGCUUGUGUCGAGGCGCGAAGUGAGAGAAACUUGUCGGUAUCUGAGAUCAACUCGAUC
Molecule: messenger RNA, 1653 nt
Organism: Emiliania huxleyi CCMP1516
Lineage: Eukaryota; Haptophyta; Isochrysidales; Noelaerhabdaceae
Exons: 7
Coding region: 72-1448 (458 amino acids)
Molecular function (GO): ATP binding; metal ion binding
Source: RefSeq, a predicted model, not a curated record